This is a messenger RNA of Bolinopsis microptera, 910 nucleotides long. RefSeq names its product ubiquinone biosynthesis O-methyltransferase-like. Gene Ontology annotation, cellular component: mitochondrion. Gene Ontology annotation, biological process: ubiquinone biosynthetic process. NCBI's taxonomy places the organism in Eukaryota, Metazoa, Ctenophora, Tentaculata, Lobata, Bolinopsidae. The record is from RefSeq and is a predicted model, not a curated record. Gene Ontology annotation, molecular function: 2-methoxy-6-polyprenyl-1,4-benzoquinol methyltransferase activity. The coding region runs from base 33 to 854 and encodes 273 amino acids. The transcript has 6 exons.
ACCGAGAAAAGUGUUAAACAUUUCUCACAGUGAUGGCGUUAGUCGGUGCUCUAUGUAGACGCUGCAUGACCCUCGUGGGACCUGGCGGUAUCAGAACCCUCUCCUCUGAGACCGUGCAAUCCAGAUCGGAACACGAGAAAGAGGUGCUAAAGUUCGAUGCGCUGUCUUCUAGCUGGUGGAGAGAUGACAAAGAUCCUCUAUACCUUAUGAAUAGUGUUCGGAUACCCCUCCUUAAGUCUCUAGCUCGUCAGAUCGACUUCCCUGACCCGCAGAUAUUGGAUGUAGGGUGCGGUGGAGGCUACUUAGCCGAGGAGUUGGCCAAACAGGGGUUUGAUGUAACUGCAAUAGAUCCUAGUGAGGAAAUGAUACGGAUUGCUUCUAAUCACGCAAACAAGUUUCCAGGCGAUCUAGAUCUGAGAUACCAGGCCGCCACCGUGGAGGAAGUGACGGAGCAGUUUGAUAUGGUGGUGUCGUCAGAAGUGGUGGAACAUGUGCCGUGUGUGGCUACCUUUGUAUCUCAAUGUGCUGGGCGCGUCCGGCCAGGCGGGGGUUUAAUGUUCACCACGAUAAACAGAACAGUAGCGAGUUGGUUGUUUGCAAUCAUGUUAGCAGAGAAUGUAGCAGGACUGGUCCCACCCGGUACUCAUGAGUACCACAAACUGGUCCCUCCUCACACCCUGACCGGCGCUAUUGCUGAUUGUGGUUUCGACGUGGUGAAAGUGGUCGGACUGAAUUUUAACCCUCUUACUCGUCAGUGGGGCACCAGUUCUGAUCUCUCUAUCAACUAUGCAGUGACUGCCAUUAAAAGAGACUUAGAGGAUAUCGAACAUAUCGAAGAUGAAUAUGAUAGUUGAUGAACAAUCGGGUUUCCCGUCUCAAUAUUUGUUCGUCUUAAGUCUUUGUAAUUAAA